UAAAAAUGGCUGCAUCUGCUGAAGAUAUCGCGUGGAAGAAGCUUCUCGACAUGGCAACCGCCCACAGUUCAAAAAAUACGGAAAAAUCGGCAGAAGCCUCGGAAGAUACCGCUCCAGUGUACUCUCGUGAGAAUCUCGAAUUUCUCCAAAAAGCGAUGACUCACUCAUUCGGUGGAGAUAUGGAGCAGGGACCGUCCGUCAUUCAAAAAUUCUUCCAUUUCGGCGAUGAGAACCCGGAGAAGGUCGUUAUGACCCCGGCGUUGUUGGCUGCGGCGAAGGAAUUGGCCGAUCAGCUUGAUGAUUACCUUAUAAUGGGCAACUUCUCGGAGCAUUUCAUUGCUGAGGGCGGCCUCAAGGCUCUCGCCAAUCUCACUAUGUCACCAGACGAAGAUCUGCGUCUCCUCUACCUCCGUCUCAUCCCACAACUCGCCGAAAACCGCCCGGAAUUCCAACAGGCAAUCGCCGAUUCUCCACUUUUCACAGCAUACAUGAAGCUGCUCAAACGUCAAGCCGAACUGAGCCCCCGAAUUCUUUCAGCACUGCUCUCGGCGAUUUCCUCCAUCGUUCGGUCUCACUUGCCGGCUUAUUUGAAGUUUCAGGCCAAGAAUGGGCUCACGGCCACUGAGAAGCUUAUUCAGAGCACGAAAGACCAUAAAAAUGCUGUAAAGGCUGGCCGUAUGAUCGUCAGUUUCCUGUAUACACUUACUGAUCUCCAGGGAAUCGAUGAAAUUACUGAAGAAAUUAAGAAUAGUAUUCUUAAAAUCUAUACUCUCCUGGAUGGACGUUCAAGAUUUGUGGAUCGGGCCGAUGAUAGUGAAGAAACGAAGGAGUUCUAUGAGGAAACUAUGAAAAUGAUCAAAUUCGAAAUCAUGCAAAUGCACCCGGACAUUAUUACACCACAAACGAGAAAACUGCUCGAGGAGCACUUCAAAGAAUCCAAUCUUCGAGCAGGCCUGAUGCCAAUUGGUGGAUGGCCGGUUAUUCCAAAAAACGAGUGGCCACAGCCACCACAGCCACCCUGUCAUAAAGCCAAUAAGAAUGCGGAGCCAAAAAAGGAGCCGGAGCCAGCGAAGAAGGUUGCUCCAAAGCAGGAGACAAAAGUAGAUCAAGAAGCGGCAGAAUUGGCGCGAAAAAUUCAAAUCGAGGAGGAUAAAACUCGAAAACGCCACGAGAUCGUCGCCAGAUUCUCCAUUUUGGACAUUUACACGAAGGAAGAGCUCGCCGAGAAGCUCAAGUUGGACGCCGAGAUGGAGAUGGCUGAAGCUCAGAAGGUUCUGAAGGAGAUUCGCUGAAAAGAAGAACAUUUGUCUUUUUUUUUGUAAUUUUUUCAAAGAAUUUAAGAAAAUUGAGCUUUUUUAAAAAAUCUCAGAAAAUUAGAUUUUUUUUUUGGAAAAUUUUAGAAUUUUUGUAGAAAAUUGUUUAAAAAACUAUUUUUUUUGUUGUAAAAUUCGCAGAAAAAUCAAAAAAAAUGCAGAAUUUCAGAAAAAAAUUUUUUUUCAGAAAAAUCAGGUUUUUUUUGUAAAAUUCUUAAAAUUAAGGCUUUUCUAAAAAUUUCAGAAAAAAAUUUUUUUGUUUGAAAAAUUUUAGAAAAAUCUAGAUUUUUAUGAAUUCUUCAAGCAAAAAAUUAUUUUUUUUUCUGAAAUUUUCAGAAAAGCCUUAAUUUUUAGAAUUCUACAAAAAAUCCUGAUUUUUCUGAUUGAAAAAAAAACAUUUCUAAUUUUUUUUCUGAUAUUCUUUUAAAAAAUCUCAAUCUUUCUGAAAUUCUUUUGUUUUCCCCUAAUUUCCAUAUUGCCACAUGUCAUUUGAUCCCGGAUAAUUGUGAAUACCGCCCGUCAAA
Molecule: messenger RNA, 1837 nt
Organism: Caenorhabditis elegans
Lineage: Eukaryota; Metazoa; Nematoda; Chromadorea; Rhabditida; Rhabditidae
Gene: Y38E10A.22
Product: Armadillo-type protein
Source: RefSeq, marked reviewed